CCUCAGAGCAUCUGCCACUGACAGGGCUGCUUUAGUUCAUCUCAAUAUCUUCUAGCAAUAAAACAGGAAAAUUCUGCAGAUUAAACCUCAAGCUAAUGUCACGAUUAUAUUUGUCAUCAAACAAAAACAGCCAGGAUUUUAGAUGUGGAGCUGGCUGUGAAUCUCCAAUGUCGGGAAGGAAUUUUUUUAACCUCUCAGGGCAGCUUUAAUGCUUCGGGUGGUGCCAGCCCAAACUCCCCUUUCCCCAUCAACAGGAGAUUUUAGGGGUGACCGAGGCAGGGGGAUGGAGCCCUCCUGCCCUGGCAGAGGGGCUGGGGUGGCUCUGACACUCUCGGGAGGGAUUUCUGUCUGCAGCAGCCUCAGACACAAACACCUCUGCAGCUGGGGACAGAGUGAGCGGCUCCAGCUCAGCCCGAGGGGUUUCACAUUAACAAAUUCAGUGGUACCAAAGGUUGUGAUUGCAUUUUCUGAGCUGUCAGUCCUUGUGCUGCAAAGCUGGGCAGUGCCUGCUCUGCUCAGGGCUCACACUUUGAUUUGCUGCAGGGACACCCUAAAUGCAAACAAGGGCAGGGACAUUUAUUCGGGUAAAUGGGAAUGCCUGAAAAACCUCAUUUUCCAAUUCCAUCCUCCCCAGCAAUCCAAAGACGACGAGCUCAGCAUCCAACUGCUCAGCUCUGACCUGCUGGAGGAAUUCAAGGGGAGCCUCGGCUGCCAGGCGGUGUCGGAGCUGAUGGGGUUCUACAUGGAGGAGGUGCUGCCCAGCGCCAUCAGCGCCAGCGCGCAGCACCAGCGCAGCGUGGGCGACCUGGGCAACCUGCUGCUGAGCCUGAGGGGCAUGAUGAGGAGAUGUCACAGGUUCUUCACGUGCGAGGAGAGGAGCAAGAGCAUGAAGAACAUCAAGGAGACCUUCAGCAAGAUGCACAGGAACGGGAUCUACAAAGCCAUGGGAGAGUUUGACAUCUUCAUCAACUACAUUGAAAAAUAUUUAACAAUGAAGAGAAGGCACUGAGAGCACCCCUGGGUCUGCAUUUUCCACACCCAAACUCCUGCUACUUGUUUAAAAAUCACUUUAGGCUGCAAGAGCUCAAAUUAAGUUAUCUCAAGGUUCAGAUCAAGAGUUAUAGGUCAAUAACUUCCAGCUUAAUAUUGUAUUUAAGGGUUAUUUUUAUAAUAGUUGAAUUUAUUAUUUAUUACUUCUAAUACCUCAGUGUUGAUGUUUACAGUAUGUUUUGAAAAAAGGAGCAAUGAGCUUGUAAAUUAUUAUUUAUUGUUCAAUAUUUUAAUAUUGUUUAUCGUAGUGCUAUUUUAUUCACAGCUUCAAAACAUCCAAAGCAGCGUUUUUCUGGAGGGCAGACAAUGAGCUGAGCUUAUCCUGAGGGAAUUCCACUCCUGAUUAGGAGCAAGGCCAGCUCUGAGUUCGACAAAAUUGAAUUUUAGGCAAAUAACUCUCACCUCAUAUCCUACAUUUCUAUUUAUUUAUGCAAUCAGUUUUAUGCUUAGGAGGAGAAAAAGCCACAGCAACAGCUUGGUUGACUCCACUUUAGAUUUCAGAUUAGUCCUGACUAAAUGUAAAAAAUCAGCAAUAGGAAUGAAAUGUUUGGUUCUAAUAGAACUUGAGUUAACUAUUGCUCAGUAUCUGCCUUCCAGAGCUGCUGGAUCAGCCACUCUGCACUUUCCAAAGUUAACUUUACUAUUUUCCAGUCUCUGAUUGGGUUUUACUCACUGUUUCACUGCUGUUUUCUUUGACAAGUUAGAGCAUAUUUAAUUAACCACCAUUUUAAGGUGGCUCAGGUAAUUUGCAUUCAAAUCCCUGGGGUUGCUCCCGUGCCAGUGCUGGGAUUGGAUUUUUAAUCCCCAGCAGCAGCAGGAGCAGCUUCAGUGCCCCCAAAAGUGGCAGAUUUGGGGCUCAGCUCCCUCCUCACCCCAGGACACUGAGCCAGAGGAAAAUGCCACCACCCCCAGAGAGGCUUUCACUUCUAAUAUUUAGGAGUGGAAGGGCCCCCACCCGGUGAAACUCUGCCAGUUUGGUGUUUGCUGUGCAAGCCCCAGCUGAGGAGAGGUUCUUUACACCCGGUUUGUUCUUUGUGGACGUUCCUGGCGGGGCAGGGAAUUCCUGCAGGCAGGAAUUGGGAAUGGCAGGGCAGGAGUGCUGCUGCACAGCUCGCUCCUCCUGCUGACAGCUCAGCCUCAAGGGCAGCCAAAGAGUGUCAGAGUUAAAUUAAUUAAGCUCCUUACCAGGGCUCAUUCAGCUCUUGUUGAGCCAAUUCUGGUUUUCCCUCCAAACACCUUUGAGCUGUGGGACAAUACCAGCACCUGCCACUGGAUGAACGUUCACUGUGUAUCUGUAUGAAGGGAAAUCCUUUAUUUUUGCUAAUAAAGACUCCUUAAUGA
This is a messenger RNA of Catharus ustulatus (Swainson's thrush), 2391 nucleotides long. It is a transcript of the gene IL10, whose product is annotated as interleukin 10. Gene Ontology annotation, molecular function: cytokine activity. The record is from RefSeq and is a predicted model, not a curated record. Bases 209 to 1009 code for a protein of 266 amino acids. Lineage: Eukaryota; Metazoa; Chordata; Aves; Passeriformes; Turdidae. The transcript has 4 exons. Gene Ontology annotation, biological process: immune response. Gene Ontology annotation, cellular component: extracellular region.